Messenger RNA from Aspergillus tanneri, 2907 nucleotides. RefSeq names its product tetratricopeptide repeat protein. The transcript has a single exon. Lineage: Eukaryota; Fungi; Ascomycota; Eurotiomycetes; Eurotiales; Aspergillaceae. Gene Ontology annotation, molecular function: protein binding. The coding region runs from base 1 to 2907 and encodes 968 amino acids. The record is from RefSeq and is a predicted model, not a curated record.
AUGGAGGGCUCAACUCUUCCAACGUCAUUGAAUACCGUGUUCGACGAGAACUCGCCACUAUGGAAGCAAUUCGAACCAGUUCAUCUGAGAGACGCGGAGAUACUACCAAUCCUGCGGUUGCCUCUGGCGAAGACAGUCUUUGGACUCAAUACGGCGGACGAUGAGGCACUAGGCCGUGUAUCUCGAGGGGAAAUAUCGUACUCUACCUUUCUGGUCGAAAAAGCGAAGGCAGUCUCCCAAACACAAGUAGACGGUCUGAGCUACGAACAACAGCGCUCGCAAUUGUUCCACAUCGGCCUAGCGGCUCUCUUCAGCUUCCUGCAGUCAAAUGUUACUGGUCCUCCUCUGGAGUUCAACUCGGCAGAGGUCAUUGUGCCUCCUAGCCUGCGGUCUGAUGUAACGACUCUCAGGGCCGUCCGUGCCCAUGUCAUCCGGGAACUUUCUGUGGACGGGGAGUCGGCCUACAAGUUGACUCCCAAUGUGGAAUUAUUUUCUGUUGCAAAGACCCUUCUAGUUGAUGCGGAUGUCUUGCUUGCAAACGGUCCCUUGAUGGCUAGAACGGCAAGGAUGCGCGUCAGAUUUCUUCACCAAAAAAUGCUUUCCGAGACCACCGGUACUCUGCAAGAUGCAAUCUACGCCGAUCUAGAAGAGAUCAGCAAAAUAAUACUUACCGGCUCAUCUAAUCCCCAAGAAAUAGGGAGUUUCCUGUUGGAAAGGGCAACAAUCCACACUCACCAUGGAUUUGAUGCCAAGGCUAGGGCCGAUCUGGAGCAGGCCGCUGCAAACCGUAACUUUGAAUUUGCCUUGACAGGUAAAUUGGGCAAAAGGACCAAGUUUCAGGACCGUGAUAUUAGUCAACUUGUCCUUUUAGCCAAGAGUGCUGAUGAUACGUCGAAGAGCACGGAAAUCGAGGGUGAUUCAAAACCUUCAGGUCCGAAGAAUUUGGACCUCAAUGACGAUACCCUUCUCGAAUCUAUAUCUUUCACCAAGCCUGAUGGGCAACAGUCUCAGGGUAAGCCUGUGACUGUCCAGGAUGAGUCAGCCCUUUCGCCAGCGUUGGCGUCUCUUGACCCCGGUAACCAGCCCAUCCUGGAUCCUAUCGACUCCUCCAUCCUCUUAGCCCUGGCUUCGGCAAUAACCAAUACGUCCCCCGAGAAUGGGCUUACUCGGGAAGAAACCCAUCCGUAUGCUACACGCGUCCUCGAAGGUGGCAGCUCAAACUGGCAGAUCUAUACGCAAGCACUAUUGGUACGGAGUCGCGUAGAAGGGUAUAGGUCGAGAACGGUAGAACGGGCUGUGUUGCAGAUGCAAGCUCUCGUUGAUCAAGUGAUUGCGGAUACAGCCACCCUUGACUCUCAGGCCUCUACCUCCGUCGAAGAGCCGACUACAUUCCUUCCAAGACCCGAACAAUCCGAAUCCGCAUCCGCCGCGGAGAGACUAGAGUAUAUUUGGGUCCUGAGCUUCUCCACUCGCUGGGAUCUUGAGGCUGAAUUGGCAUCCCGAUGGGUUCAGCUGGGAGGAUUGCGAACUGCGCUUGACAUUUAUGAGCGCCUGCAGAUGUGGGCGGAGGCCGCCCUAUGCUACGCUGCUACUGAAAAGGAAGAGAAGGCGAAAUCCAUCGUCCGUAGACAGCUCUACGAGCCUACAAGCAAAGACACCGAGGAUGAGAACGAGAAAUUUGAAGGGCCAGAACUGUCGCCCCUUCCGGCCGACGCUCCUCGGCUAUUCUGUAUCCUGGGUGAUAUCAAUGCAGAUCCAGCCAUGUAUGAACGUUCCUGGGAGGUCUCAAAUCAGAGAUACGCCCGGGCUCAGCGCUCUUUGGCCCGCCACUACCUCACCUUGAAGCCACCUGCCUUAGAAAAAGCGGAAGAGGCUUACCGCAAGAGUCUGCACAUCAACCGUCUCAACCACAGUGCAUGGUUCGCCUUGGGCUGUGUGCAGCUCGAGCUACAACGCUGGGAUGAUGCAAUUGAUUCCUUCACUCGGACUGUUCAACUCGAAGACACCGACGCUGAAGCCUGGAGUAAUCUUGCCGCGGCCAUACUACGAUCACCCAAGCCCGAUGAGAGCACGUCUACUGUCCGCACGCCCACAGAGCAGCGCCCAGACGAAGAAGCCGACCAAGAGGCCGAAAAAGUACGAGAAGAUCCCUACAAGCACAAACGGGAAGCCCUCGCAGCUCUUCAUCGCGCUGCCCAACUAAAACACACCGAUGCUCGCAUCUGGGACAAUGUCCUCACCGUCGCGGCGUCGAUUCCUCCACCAUUCACACCAUUCCGGGAUGCUGUGACAGCGCAAAGAAGAGUCAUCGAGCUCCUUGGUUCCAAAAAGGGCGAGAAAUGCGUCGAUCAACCGAUCCUGGGCAUGUUCAUCGACCACCUUGUCACCGCCUACGACUACAACCAACUCCUGAUCAAUGUCAAUGAAGGCAGCGAUUCCGCCCCGGAAUAUGUCAUCCGCAGCGGUACUAUCCCCGGCCAAAUCCUCUCCCUUCUUGAUAACUGUGUCGUGCCGCUCAUCACGCACUCCGCUCCUCUGUGGCUCCUCGUUGCCCGCGUUGAGGAGUUCCGCGAACAGCCACUCAAGGCCUUUGAGGCGCACGAGAAAGCGUGGCGAGCUACCGUCGCCUCCUGUACACAGGGUGCCUUCCAGAUGGGAGACGAGAAGAAGUGGAUGGAAGUCGUGCGUUCUACGGAGCGAUUGGUCCGUAAUGGGUAUGCUAAGUACGGGCCCAUGGAUAAAGAAGGCCAGCACAAUGUGGAUGAGCCUGAACUUGUCGCUAAGGAUUGGAGAUUCAAGGCCCGUAGCGCAGUUCGUGGAAUUCUAGGCAAAGGAAAGGAAUUCUGGGAAGAUAGUGAGGGAUGGAAUCGUCUGAAGGAGUUGCAGAGUGAAGUUGGGAGUAUAUAA